AAUUGCGAAACAGCUUUCUUUGAAAAUCUCAACAUGGACCUUGCACAUUAUAUUAUUCUUUUUAUCAGCGGAAUUCGUUAUUUAAAAAAUCCAUUUUUAGCUUCAAAGAUAAUUGACUUCUUAUUUCUGCUUUGUCCAUCAGUGACAAAUAGUGCCUAUCAUUUUAGUCAACAUUUGCUGGGUAUACCUUUGGCAGCUGAGCGAUUGUUUCCGAGCUUGAUUAAAUUUUAUUCUGAUUGUGAAUCGACCGGUGCUACUUCUGAAUUUUACGAUAAGUUUCAUAUUCGACAUACUAUACAGACAAUAUUUAGAACCAUGUGGGAUCAUACGACCCACAUGAGUUAUAUAAUAUCAUAUGCUAGAGAAUGUUCUCCAGAUUUCGUAAGAUUCAUCAAUAUGGUAAUUAAUGACGCGACUUAUCUUUUGGAUGAAUCUUUGCUUGCACUAAAACUUAUCCAUCUGAUUGAAUCAGAGAUGGAAUCAGACAGCUUUAAUCAGCUAACCAUCGAGCUUCGUCAAGCGAAAAGAUUGCGAUUAGCUGAAGCGCAGCGAGGUGUUAAAUCUUGGUUACCUCUUGCUGGAAGCACACUUGACCUCUUUGUUUACCUCACUGCAGCUGCACGUGAACCAUUUUUUCAACCAUUAUUAGGCGAGCGUCUUGCAUCGAUGUUGGAUUAUAACAUUCAGCAGUUAUGUGGCCCCAGAUGUACCGAGUUAAAAGUACGCGAUGCUGUAGCACGGUUUUCUUGGGAACCACGAACACUGUUACAACAGAUUGUGCAAAUCUACCUCAACUUGUCUUUCACAAAAUUUGCAGAAUAUAUUGCUAGCGAUGAGCGAUCAUAUACGCCUGAAUUAUUCAAAAUGUUGAUUUCUCGAUUAAGCGUUAACAAUAUUGUUCCAACAAAUCAAAUUGAGCUAUUGAAAAACCUAGCAGAUUCAGCUGAAUUUAUAUGGAAGAAAAAUUUACAAAUGGAUGAAGAUUUUGAUGAUAUGCCCGAUGAAUUUAGAGAUCCUGUCAUGAAUACACCAAUGAUGGAUCCUGUAACUUUACCAUCUGGACACACCAUGGAUCGCAAGCAUAUUUUGCGCCAUUUGUUAAGUAGCAAAACUGAUCCUUUCACUAGGCAGCCGCUGAGUGAAGAACAACUUGUUCCUAAUGAGGAUUUACAAUUGAAAAUUCGCGCAUGGAUUCAGGCGAAAAUGUCGCAUAGAAAGUAA
Messenger RNA from Dracunculus medinensis (Guinea worm), 1221 nucleotides. The record is from the annotation of a GenBank genome assembly. NCBI's taxonomy places the organism in Eukaryota, Metazoa, Nematoda, Chromadorea, Rhabditida, Dracunculidae.